Molecule: messenger RNA, 4919 nt
Organism: Motacilla alba alba
Lineage: Eukaryota; Metazoa; Chordata; Aves; Passeriformes; Motacillidae
Gene: ABCD4
Product: ATP binding cassette subfamily D member 4
Exons: 16
Coding region: 2943-4313 (456 amino acids)
Biological process (GO): fatty acid beta-oxidation; long-chain fatty acid import into peroxisome; very long-chain fatty acid catabolic process
Cellular component (GO): peroxisomal membrane
Molecular function (GO): ATP binding; ABC-type transporter activity; ATP hydrolysis activity
Source: RefSeq, a predicted model, not a curated record
UGCUGGCAGCUUCUUUCAGUAUCUUGCUUGGCUUCUCCUGGGCUGCUGCGCACCUUUUCCUGACUUCUCUUUGUCUCUGGGUAGGGGCUUGAGCCCUAGAAGCUUUUACCAUCUAGGCACAAAUCUAGACACCCUCUUCUACCCUGGUGGGAGGUGAUACCUAUUGCUGGGAACUCCUGUGACUGCCGGUCGUGAUGGUUUUAGGGGCAGGAUGUUUCAGUCGCAAGGAAAGUGGAUGCCCAUUGGAACAGGGAUCUAGUGCUGCUAUAAAACAUGCUGUCUGCAAACUCAACCCUUGACACUGUGUGAUGUUGCAAAGGGCCUGGCUGGACUCAGCAGUGCCUCUCCUUCCCUUCAUGCCACUGGUGCAUUAGGACAGUCCCUGUUCUGUUUGAACUUCAAACACCAGGAUCUGCAGCUGAGCACAGUUCAGUUGUAUUUUAGUGGUUUGAUAACCCAUGGGAGCCAAAUUCAGGAAAGGCUUUGUUUUGCACUGUAUGAGGGCUGCAUUUCCCUUUCCUGUUCCUAGGAAGGAAGUGUCAGUGGUGACUUGAAAUAUAAGAGGAGGAGAUUCAGUCUCCUUGUGGAUCCCAGACCCACCCCCAAGAGGUCCCUCUCCAGUUUGCUUUGUGCACUGUCCUGCUUACUGCAGAGCUGUCGAUCUGCCUGGGCUGCGCAGCAAAGGUCGAAUGCGCUUCCUCACAGCUGUGUGUGGACCUUGGCCUUCCAGCCUGUCCUCGCACACAGGGCACUGCUGUCAUAGCUGCGCACUGUGAAGAGCUAAAAAUCCUAUGUUAGACAUCCUGUGAGAGGGCACAGGAUCACAAAGUACUCUUAGUUGGAGUGGACCCACAUGGAUCGUCAAGUCCAACUCUUUAGUGAAUAGCCCACACAGGGAUUGAACCUGUGGCAUUAUUAGCACCAUGCUUUAACCAGUUGAGCUAAUCUCAGUGUAGAAUCUCCCUAAUUCUUCCCCCUCCAGAAUUUAAAGUUGUUAUUAUUAAAUACUAGCUGAAAAACUAGAAAUCAAAGGGGAAUGUUUUCCAAAUAAUGUAUUGUUAUACCAUUGUUUUUAGACUCCAAGCUCUCCUCUGCUGGAGUGGGCACCUCUGAUCUAGUCACUGCAUUGGUGCCAUAUCCCAUCUUGAUGGCAAGAGGAGACCAUGCCCAGGGUCCUGGGAAAAAAUUGCUGUCUUGCAGGGACUCCUAACUCUUGCUAAUAGUGGAAACUUCAAGAAACUGAAGCAGCUUCUGCUGCCUGCUGCUACUGGCUGCCUGUCCUUGCUCCUUCAUUGCAGAGCAGGGUGGUUUGCGUGGCUGCUGCAAGAAAACAUGCUGGGUAUCUAAGGGGGAGCAGCAAGCAAGGAGAGAGGUCUCAGCUUGGGUCAAACAGCUCUACGUGUUGGGCAGUAGGUCGUCAUUAUCAAGCUGAUCCACUUCCAGACUGCUGUUGUGUUUACUCCUAAUAUCAUUAAAUGUUCAUUUCUGAUAGUGUUUUCAGUGGCAUGGAGUUACAAGGAGAGGUUAAAAAGCAUGUUUGUCACCAGGGCAUGCAGCACUUCCUAGGCAGUGCAGCACAUUGAAGCCAGAAGCUCCUGCAUGCCUGUCUUUUUCUUUGGGGACAUGAGGGGAAUCGGAGGACAGAGGCCCCUCACCACAUGAUUAUUCUACUCAGGUUUAUUUUUAACUAAGGGAAAUGUUCACAUUGUGCAGUGAAAUGUAGGAGACAACUGGGUCAGUCUGCCCUGCAGAAAGAGACAGCUCUCAUGGCCUUUGCAGACCAAAUGUAUGGGAUUACAGUGGAGUAUAUCUCAUUACACCUUGCUUCUGCUCCAACUUUCAGUCUUACUCUUUAGUGUGAUUUUGGUGCCACUGCAAAAAUUCUUUUCAUCUUGCAAUCCCUUGAUGAGAGCUUUUUCCCUACACCAGAUAUUUAGAGAACAAACUAGAGCAAGAGAGACCUCCCAUUAUGCAGUGCAAACCAAACUGAGUGUUAAAUGCAUGGAGUCAUCCACUUUGAAGGAAUGAAGAGUGGGUUCUGAGUGGCAUACAAGCACUUGCAGCACCUAGUAGGGCAUUUGAGUUGAUGCUUUCAUGUGUUUCAUGUAUUUUCAUUACAUGUUACUUAAUAGCUUGUAAAAAGCAAUAUUCUCCUAUGAGACUAUAGCACAAUUUAAGCUACAAUUUUAUGGGAAUAUUACAGUCUGAGGAAAAGGAAAAAUGAUGCUGCAAGGUCACUUAGGGUGAGAGCUGCCCCAGAAUUAAAUCCAUUGCUGUUCCAGAACUGCAAAAGUGUUAAAAGAUGAGUGACUUUGUGGUAGUAUCUGCACUGAGACUCUCCAGGAGUCCACCCUUGCUCUUCAUUCUGAGCUCCAGCAUUAAGUUACGGCCUUUCUACACUGCUAGUGAGGUGAGAAGGCUUGGUGUGCUGCUUCCUGCUCUUGUGGGCUGGGCUGGGUGGAAGCACUUCCUUCUUUGCAACAAAGGAACCAGAGGCACUCCAUGCAGGGCCAGGGGAUCAGCUCUUGUGAAAGGGUUGCUUUGAUGGAAGUGUUUGCAAAUAUCCAAUAGCUGGUGAAGGCCUGGCUUGUGCUGCAGCCUGUCCUCGUGGGUCUGAUGGCAUCUCAGUCCAGUACUGAAGGUUAGGGGGAGAGUCAGUAGUUUUUCUUAGCAUGGGGGUUGUUCCAGGAGAGGAGUAAAGGACAAUGAUGCAGAGACCUUCAGCACAAGUGUUGAAAAUGUUGUUGAAAGUGGAACAAGGGAUAAAUACAAGGAACAGGUUGAAAGCAAUGGCAAGAGUUGUUCUUCCUGGCUGCCAUGAAGGCCCUUGGGUGGGUCCUGCUGGGCCAUGAAAAUGGUCUCCUGUGGGGAAUCUGCAGAUCCUUCCCAGGGACCAGCGCAUCAGCCAGGAUGUGGAGAGGUUCUGCAGGCAGCUCAGCUCCAUGGCCAGCAAGCUCGUCAUCUCACCCUUCACCCUGGCCUACUACACAUACCAGUGCUUUCACAGCACAGGCUGGCUAGGCCCAGUGAGCAUCUUUGGGUAUUUCAUCAUAGGGACGAUGAUUAACAAAGUGUUGAUGAGCCCAAUUGUGUCUAAACUUGUGCAGCAGGAAAAACUGGAGGGAGAUUUCAGGUUCAAGCACAUGCAGAUUCGUGUCAAUGCAGAACCAGCUGCUUUCUACAGGGCUGGGCGAGUGGAGCACAUGCGCACAAACCGGAGGCUGCAGAGCCUGCUGAAGACCCAGAGAGAGCUGAUAGGCAAGGAGCUGUGGCUAUACAUUGGGAUCAACACCUUUGAUUAUCUGGGCAGCAUCCUGAGCUACGUGGUCAUUGCCAUUCCCAUCUUUUCUGGUGUCUACGGCGACCUGAGUCCUACAGAGCUCAGUGCCCUUGUCAGCAAGAAUGCCUUUGUUUCCAUCUACCUCAUUGGCUGCUUCAGCCAGCUCAUAGAUCUCUCCAGCACUGUUACUGAUGUAGCUGGCUACACACACAGGAUUGGUGAACUGCAGGAGACCUUGCUGAGCCUUGGCAGAAAAAAAAAUGACAACUACUCAGAAGCCAAAACCAGUUGGGAUUUGGACAGCAGCCAUUCUGGGGAGGACCCAGUGCCAAGGGACACAGCUUUCCUUCUGGAGCGAGUGACACUCUCAGUGCCAUCCUCUGGCAAGCUGCUCAUCAAGGACUUGAGCCUCAGGGUCUCUCAAGGAAACAGUGUGAUGAUUGUGGGAAACACUGGUACAGGGAAGACAUCUCUCCUGAGGGUCCUCGGAGGACUCUGGGAGAGCACACGGGGGAGCAUCAGGAUGCUGACCUGCUUUGGCCCCCGAGGAGUGGUGUUCCUACCGCAGAGGCCCUUCUUCACUGAUGGAAGCCUGCGUGAGCAGGUGAUCUAUCCCCUGAAGGAGAUCUAUCCACUUUCAGGGUCUGCAGAUGAUGAGAGGAUUGUGCGAUUCCUAGAGCUGGCUGGGCUGACUGAUUUGCUGGCAAGGGCUGGAGGACUGGAUGAACAGGUGGACUGGAACUGGUAUGACAUCCUGUCCCCAGGGGAGAUGCAGAGGCUCUCAUUUGCACGGCUCUUCUACCUCCAGCCAAAAUAUGCAGUGUUAGAUGAAGCUACCAGCGCCUUGACAGAAGAGGUGGAGCAUGAACUGUACCGUAUGUGCCUUCAGCUGGGCAUGACACUGAUCAGUGUGGGACACAGACCCAGCCUGGAAAAGUUCCACAGCUGGAUUUUGAAACUUCAUGGGGAGGGAAGAUGGGAGCUCACUCGAUGUGAGAAGAUGAAGCGGCUCCCCUCUGAGGAAGGACACUGAAGAACAUGCCCUUGUCUGGCCAGCCACAGAACCUGCACAUGUGUGGAAGAGCUCUCAAUAGCAGACAUGGAGCUGCCAAGGCAGCAGCUGUGUCAAACAGGGCAAGACCAGUUCUGGAUUUUGCUAAAGGACACAGAGUAUGUCUGAACUCAUGGUGUGGAGUUCUGCCAAGAGUAGACAACUAUGCCACUCUUCUCCCAGCCUCCUUCUACCUCCCUGGCUCUCACAAGAGAAAGGAGCUGAGCUCCUAGGCCACCCUGAGAGAAGAUGUUGCCUCAUGGGUCUUGUAGAAACAACAGCCAGAGAAACCUCCACUUUGUCUGGAAUACAUUGGUGUGAGGCUAGAAGGCAGCCUGCUUUUCUGCCCUCUGUGCCUUGUGAGGAGCUCUGUCUUUGAUACACAGCUCUGCAGAACAGAUUUAGGUACCUUGUGGCUCUGUUGAGAAUUGUGUUUUCCAGCAGGAGACAAGGGGAGGAGAAUGCUAGCACAGGGCAUAUCUCUGCUCUCUUUAUAACACAAAGCUACAGGGGAAAGGAACAUUUUUGUAUUAAAAUCUGGGGCCUGUUUUCAAACUGGUUUUAUGGAGAAGAGUCAAUAUUCGUUAA